AUGGACACCGGCUCUAGGGACCGACGCUCAUGCUUCCUCGGCGGCGCCGCAAGCCAGCCGGAUGAGCAACUCGCCUACCCUGCGCCGACCGCCACAAAGCCCCCGACCUCCGCCGCCAUCCGUGCGCAAGGCUACCGCAUCCACAUCUCCGGCACUGCCGGCUCGGGUAAGCGACCUCCGGGCAAUGCCGUCGACGCCCUGACGGAACGACCGGACCCCGGACGCGGUCAUGCCCGGCCCGGCUCACCCGGCCUGCAGCGCAACGUGCUGCUGCUACAGGGCCUGGAGACGCACGUCUCGUACCGCAAGGCUUUUGCGGCGUGGACGGUGGCACCGUCGAGCGACGUGACGCGCGACCCUCUGUGUGAACGCGAUGCUGGCGUUUUUUUCUCGUGCACCACGGACGGGCUGCCGGACAGCGGACGUGCCGGUCCCGGAGUUGUGCGAGGCCCUGACGACGGCGCGGGUCAGGAACGGUGCGACGGCCGCGGCGCUGGCUCUAUUUCUGCCGGCACCUCCCCCUUCUGCGCGCCAUCCGCCCACAUAUCAUCGCCUCUUUGCGACGAGCUUGGCAAAGGUUUCCUUACACAGCACUACCUCACAAUGCGCAAGAUGAAGGAGAAACAUAACGUGUGCAUUGCUAUGAUUAUGGUAUCCGAUGACUGA
Messenger RNA from Cordyceps militaris CM01, 666 nucleotides. RefSeq lists its product as uncharacterized. Bases 1 to 666 code for a protein of 221 amino acids. The transcript has 5 exons. NCBI's taxonomy places the organism in Eukaryota, Fungi, Ascomycota, Sordariomycetes, Hypocreales, Cordycipitaceae. The record is from RefSeq and is a predicted model, not a curated record.